Molecule: messenger RNA, 321 nt
Organism: Caenorhabditis remanei
Lineage: Eukaryota; Metazoa; Nematoda; Chromadorea; Rhabditida; Rhabditidae
Exons: 2
Coding region: 1-321 (106 amino acids)
Source: RefSeq, a predicted model, not a curated record
AUGCUCCGACUUGCCACCAGCCUUCGAUCAACUCUCAUCACUUCGGCUAUUCGUCGUCAUUCUGCAUGUUGUGGCGGAGAUCAUCAAAUGUCAGAAGCAGAACAAAAAAUGAGUAAAUUGCUCACAGAAAAAAUCGAAGGAUGCUCACGUGUUGAAGUACACGAUGUUUCAAACGGUUGUGGGUCGAUGUUUGACGUCGUCGUCGAGGCUUCCAGUUUCCAAGGAAAAUCGAAAGUUGCUCAACAUAAAAUUGUCACCUCAAUUCUCAAAGAACAAAUCAAAAGUAUGCAUGGACUGACGAUCAAGACGAAAGCCGCCUAA